UGUUAUGAGCCCCUGCAAGUUUGAUUCCUGGUUACGUGGCCGAUACCUGCCUCGCCACGCCUGACAGGGUUAGUUUGGUCAUUUCAUGCUCAUUUAAUUACAACCGCCUCGACCGCCAUCUCUCCGUCGGCCUUCGCUCCCCACCAUUUCCAAGAACGAUAGGCCACUUCGACUUCGACCGAAACCUCCCUGCCUCCUCCCUCCUCCUCCUUCUCUCUUUCUCCCCUAAGCAUUCCCUUUCAAGAUAAUGGGCAGGAAACCCUCCCUCCCCAUCGCAGCCCUUCUCCUCUUCCUCUCUCUGCCUUCACUCCAAGGUUACGCGGGCUUCACCUGCGACGCCACCGUGUUCCCGAAGGAGGCCGAGUACGACUACAUCAUCGUCGGCGGCGGCACUGCUGGCUGCCCGCUCGCCGCCACCCUCUCCGAAUCACACCGCGUCCUCGUCCUCGAACGUGGGGGCGCCCCGGGCGAGUUCCCUUCCCUGGCGGGCCAAGAUGGAUUCCUCCGGACCCUGGUGAACACGGACGCCCGGGACUCGCCCGCCCAGACCUUCAUCUCCGACGAGGGCGUCCCCAACGCCCGCGGCCGGGUCCUCGGCGGCAGCAGCGCCAUCAACGCCGGAUUCUACAGCCGCGCCCAUCCGUCCUUCUUCGACGGCGGCGACGCCGGCGGCACGGUCGCCGCAUGGAACAUUGGCCUGGUGAACGAGUCGUUCGAGUGGGUCGAACGGGAGGUGGCCUUCCGCCCGGUGCUCCGGAGUUGGCAGGCGGCGGUCCGCGAUGGGCUGCUCGAGGCAGGCGCGACGCCCUACAACGGAUUCACCGUCGAGCACGUGGUGGGCACCAAGAUCGGCGCCGCCACCUUCGAUUCCCACGGCCGCCGCCACAGCGCCGCCGACCUCCUCAGGUUCGCCAACCCCACCAACAUAAAGGUGGCGAUCCGGGCCACCGUCCACCGGAUCUUGCUCAACCCAGUCUUGCCCGGUUCUCUCUCUCUCUCUCUCUCUCUCUCUCUCUCUGGAAGCUAUCGAUGCCUGUCUGAUCUCGCUAGCAUGGUUCUUGGCCGUAGAUACUGGUUUGGCUCUUGUGAUCAACCUUCAUCACCUCCAUUUCCCCUUUUAGGUUCGAGCGGACGAUCGCGGCCCAAGGACCAGGUGAUGGCGGCCGGAGUGGUGUACCGCGACGGCAUGGGGCGCCACCACCGCGCGAAGACCCGCCCGGGAGGCGAGGUGAUCCUCUCUGCCGGAGCCCUCGGCAGCCCCCAGCUGCUGCUGCUCAGCGGCAUCGGGCCGCGGCCAUACCUGUCGGCGUGGGGCAUCCCGGUGGCCCUCCACCACCCGAGCGUGGGGCGGCACAUGUACGACAAUCCCCGUAACAGUAUCUCCUUCAUUCCCGCCGUCCCCGUCGACGACUCCCUCAUCCAGGUCGUCGGCAUCCCGGGCGCCGACGCCUCCUUCGUCGAGGCCGCGUCGAACAUAGUCCCCUUCCACUCCCCGGCCCCCUACGUCUUCCUCCACCAGUCCGCCUCCCCUCUCUUCGUGGCCGUCGCCACCCUCAUGGAGAAGGUCCCUGGCCCCGCGUCCGAGGGCUCCCUCCGGCUCGCCUCCCUCGACGCCAGGGACAACCCCCUGGUCCGAUUCAACUACUUCUCCAGGCCGGAGGACCUGGCGCGGUGCGUGGCCGGGGUGCGGCGGCUCGGGGACGUCCUCUACGGUAGGUCGAUGAAGGAGUUCCGGGUGGGAGCCACAGGGUUGCGGGGAGGGAGGGCGGGACGGAGGGACACACGGUUCGUGGGCCCAGCGUUGCCGGCCAACAUGUCGGACGACGCCGCGGUGGCGGCGUUCUGUAGGAGGUCGGUGUCGACGCUCUGGCACUACCAUGGCGGGUGCGCGUCGGGGAAGGUGGUGGACGGGGACUUCCGGGUGAUGGGGGCGGCGGCUCUCCGGGUGGUGGAUGGCUCCACCUUCAGGGUCUCGCCGGGGACCAAUCCCCAAGCCACCGUGAUGAUGAUGGGCAGGUACGUGGGGCUGAAGAUGUUGCAGGAGAGGGAGGAAUAGGUGGCCGCAUCCAUGAAGAGACGCAGUGAGAAAUGGUACGAAGUCAUCAUCCAUCUGCAAACUGCUUGUCCUGUGUUCUGCAUGCUUUUUACCCACACAAUACCUGUAUAAUUUGCAGGGAUGUAUCUCUUUCGUUUCUUCCUUCAUGCAUUCCUCUCGGAUACCAUACUGCCUGAAACCAUUCA
Musa acuminata AAA Group (dessert banana) is the source of this 2241-nucleotide messenger RNA. RefSeq names its product (R)-mandelonitrile lyase-like. The record is from RefSeq and is a predicted model, not a curated record. The coding region runs from base 248 to 2056 and encodes 602 amino acids. Gene Ontology annotation, molecular function: oxidoreductase activity, acting on CH-OH group of donors; flavin adenine dinucleotide binding. NCBI's taxonomy places the organism in Eukaryota, Viridiplantae, Streptophyta, Magnoliopsida, Zingiberales, Musaceae. The transcript has 2 exons.